Esox lucius (northern pike) is the source of this 2181-nucleotide messenger RNA. RefSeq lists its product as uncharacterized. The transcript has 2 exons. Gene Ontology annotation, molecular function: actin filament binding. Gene Ontology annotation, cellular component: neuronal cell body; paranode region of axon; filopodium. The coding region runs from base 29 to 1060 and encodes 343 amino acids. The record is from RefSeq and is a predicted model, not a curated record. Lineage: Eukaryota; Metazoa; Chordata; Actinopteri; Esociformes; Esocidae. Gene Ontology annotation, biological process: actin filament organization; regulation of cell projection organization; regulation of cell shape.
UAGAAAGAGUGUGGUUUUCAAAGGAGUUAUGGAGUUUUGGUGGAAUACUGCAGACUUCCUUGAAGGAAUGGGUCUGGAAGUGGAAGAGAGCUCUAUCUUCUCUCAUGUCAUGCAGACCAUUGAUCGUAUCGCCAAUGUCCUAUCAACUGAGCCCACUGUAGACCCUGAGCUUCAGGAGAAUGACUCAGAUGACAACGAAGAUGAUGACGAGGACGCAGGUUCUAAAUCUGAUGACAGUGAGGAGGACAAAAACCCAUCUAACGCUGUUGAGUGUGCCGCUAAGGUGAUCAUCAAGAAACCAUCAUCAUCACCAAUACCGUCGUCAUGCCCUAAAAGGGCCCUUGUUGAGGCGGCUACAGAGAUGAUCGGUGAUGUCCCUUCCUUGGGAUCUGGUGCCAGCGAUUCUGUAGUUCAUGGGAGGACAGCAGCUACUGCCGCCAAGAAACACAUGAGGGAUCAGUGGACGUUGAUGACCAGAGAGCGAGCUGGGUGUUUUCCUGAGGGAGCACGAGAACGCCCAGAAGAGCCCCAGACACAGCCACCGAUGCUGGCCCUGAGGACAAGGACAGGGCUACCCUCUAGGUCUCUGGCAAAAGCUAGAGCUAUUCCGCUCAAAAGGGAUCCCUUGGCGAGAGCUCCGGAGCACCUCAGACAACAUUUUCCAGGACCAGAGCCUAGAUCAAAAGCAAUAAGUGUUUCAACAGGUCUUUACACAGAGCAAGUCCCAGUUUCUGCAUCACUGGAACAGGAAGUGACAUCAUCAAUGGAGAAGAUGCCAAAGGAGCCGAAGCAGAGGACAGGGGGCUCCACUGGUCAAUGGCCUGGGAAGGGGGCCCGAUCAAACACAUUCACAGAGCCAAGAGAGAACAGUGGGGAGCCUGAGGAGGAAGAAUGUGAGGAGGAGGAAGAGCAGGGGGUGAAUGUUGACGGACGGCAGUGCUCUGGUGAGAAGCAUGGCACCAAACCUGUCUCCAAGUAUCACACUGUGUCCUACAGAAAGAUCCGUAAGGGAAACACUAAACAGAGAAUUGAUGAGUUUGAGUCCAUGGUAAACACAUAAACCUGAUGCCAAGUUGGAGUUUGUGAACUUUUUGCCCUGUCCUUCUGUCUUAAUUUUUGUAUAUUUCUGAGCAUCCAAUAAUUACUAAAACCUAUUCUUUAUAAAAUGUAUGGAACAUAAAUCUGUAUUAAUUCAUUAUUAUUCUAUUUGCUUUAAACUGGUUCAGGUUUAUUUCUUUUGUAAAACGAACAGUAUAUUAAAUGUUCUUUCAAACAUUCCUUGACGAAAACUAGAGCAAGACAUCUCUUUCCACGUCAUAGAGAACCACAUGCUUUCUAUACCAUUUACAGACACAGGGUGGCGCUUGUGAUCUCGAUUUAUUAAAGAUCAAAAGUAGAAAAUGUAUGAUGUACUGUUAGAUCAAUAUAUAUUAGGACAAAAUAUUCCUGCAAAGAUAUUAAAACAACUUUAAGGUUUGGGCAUGACAGUUUAGUUUGGUUAGGUUAUGUUAAGGCAUGAUGAUUUGGUUAUUGAGGUUAAAGUCAGGAUGAUGGUUAGAUUAUGGUUAGUGUAAGGUUAGGUUUAAGGGACAAAGGACCUUUCAGUUUUUCUGGUCCCCAAAAGGAUAGAAAAACAUACGUUUGUUUGUAUUUGAGAGAUCUGUUUUACUGUACAUAUGAUUAGGGCUGGGUGUUACGGUUAGGUUAGGAUACAUUUAGAUAUAAACAUUGGGUAAUGAAGGUUAAGGUCAUGGUAAGGUCAUGGUUAGGAGUGGGGUUAGAUUUCAGGGAUGGGGAAAAUUGGGAUAUUCUUUCUGGUUUUUAAAAAGCAUUAGAGGUUUGGGAAAUAGGUUUCUGAAUGGAAAAAAAAUGUAGUCCUGAAAAGUAAUCAAAACAUAGUGUUUGUGUUUGAUUGUGUGUGUGUGUGUGUGUGUGUCAAAGCCAGAGAGAGAGAUGAGCAAAUAUUGUGAUGUGGUUUCAUCAGACGGCAAUAUAGUUGAGUCUAGUCUGCACUGCAACCAUCUAACAACAAAAUGUCAACAUAGUGAUUAUAACAGAUUGAAAUAUGACAUUUAAGCCUUUAUUAAUAUUAAUGGACAGCAUUUUAUUCUGACCUUAGUGUCUCAGAGAUGCAUGCAGAUUUCUCACACAGGACAGAAAAUAAAAGAGCAAUCAUGUAAA